Molecule: messenger RNA, 2068 nt
Organism: Ornithodoros turicata
Lineage: Eukaryota; Metazoa; Arthropoda; Arachnida; Ixodida; Argasidae
Product: RNA-binding protein 28-like
Exons: 1
Coding region: 39-2048 (669 amino acids)
Cellular component (GO): nucleolus
Molecular function (GO): mRNA binding
Source: RefSeq, a predicted model, not a curated record
CUUUCCACCUCGUAUCAGCAGCGACAUCAGCGGGCAACAUGGCUGCCCCCAUGAAUACUGCGCCGUGCACGCUUCUGGUAAGAAAUAUACCGCAAGACGUCACAAAUAAUGAGCUACAACAAGUUUUUGGAGAAAUUGGGCCAACAAAGCGUUGCUUCAUCGUUCGAGACAAACUCAACCCUAAGGUUUUCAAAGGAAUUGGGUACGUAACGUUCGCCGUCCGCGACGAUGCUGAAGCUGCGUUGAAGCGCACCAUCAAACUACAUGAUAAUGCUCUUAGCGUUAAGAUCGCACCACACAAAUUCUCCAGACCCGUUGACAAAACUAUCGAAGAGGAAAAGAAGCCUCAGCGCAAGCUGUCUAAAGAAGAAAAGAAAGCCAAACGGAAACGAAAGGCUAGACUUAUAGUUCACAAUCUUUCAUUCAAAGCAGAUGAAGACAUUCUGCAAGAAACGUUCGGAAAAUAUGGACGAAUCUCUGAAAUCACCAUUCCAAAAAGACCCGACGGCAAAAUGCGAGGCUUCGCCUUUGUGCAGUUUGUUCAGACGAAGGACGCAAUCAAAGCGAUAAAUGGGUUGAAUGCAACGAGCAUAGCAGGACGUCCUGUGGCCGUGGAUUUUUCGUUGCCGAAAUCGAAGUUCGAAAGUAUUCGUAGCAAGAGUCAGGAACAAGGGACAAAAAGUGACAGUGAAGAUGACGCUUCAGAUGAGUGUGAUGACCAAGACGACAAUGACCGAGGUACGAAACAGGAUGAUAGUGCAAGUGAUUCUGAGGAAGAGGAUGAAGAUGACGACGAUGACAUUGAGCGUGGAGACAGCGAGGACUCAGAACGUGAGAGUGAAGGUGAUGAGGAGAGUGACGACGAAAGCGACGAUGAAAACGAAAAUCGCGAAACGAAUCGCUUCGCCAAGCCGAGGAACCUGGGAAGUACCGUAUUUGUGAGGAACCUUCCAUUUACAGUGCAACAGGAAGAAUUCCAGAAAGUGAUGGAGGCGUAUGGUACCUGUAAAUAUUGUCUUCUCUGUAGAGACCCCGCAACGGACCACCCGAAAGGAACGGCUUUCGUCUGCUACACGCAGGACGAAAGCGCAAAGAAGUGCAUCGAAGCAGCCGGGGCUUCCGAAGGAAUAGCGCUGGAGGGUCGUCGGUUGACGGUGACUCGCGCUCUCUCUCGUGAAGAACUCGAAGAAAAGACGAAAGCGGACAAGAAGAAAGAGAAGAAGGAUCGCCGUAACCUCUACCUGGCUCGUGAGGGUCUCGUUCGUCCCGGAACCGAAGGGGCUCACAAUGUGUCCGCGCAGGACAUGGCAAAGCGGGCACGGCUCCAAGCCCGCAAGAAGAAGCUCCUCCAAAACUUGCACUACUUCGUGUCACAGACGAGGCUGAGCGUUCACAAUCUUCCGCCGAGCGUCGACGAUCGCAAGCUCCGGACCCUCUUCCUGCGGCACGCUCCGCAGGGUGCCCGACUGACAGAAGCUCGGGUGAUGCGGAACCUCCAGACAGCCACUGCCGAGUCGAAAGGCUUCGGGUUUGUGACGUUCACUAAGCACGAAGACGCCCUCGCUGCCCUGCGGGAGGUGAACAACAACCCCGACGUGUUUGGGCCGAAGCGGAGGCCGAUAGUAGAGUUCUGUCUCGAGAACAGGGCAGUGCUUGUGGCAAAAGAGAGGAGGCUUCAGCGGAGCAAGCAAAAGGCGAAGGAGAUUCAGGCCGAGCAAGCGGGCCAGUCCGCACCCGACUCUGGCGCGGUUGAGCGAAAGCCGUUCAUGGGCACCUUGGCCAAUCGUAAAAUGAAGGGGAUGCCGACGCACGUGGGAGCUAAAGUGCGGACUAAAAAGGGGAGAAAGAAAAGUGUAGUGCAGAAAAAGGGAAAGGGUGAGGGAAAGGGAAGGCAGUUUAAGAGGCAGAAGGGAAAGAAUGUCCAAUCGGCCCACAAAAAUCCUGAUGCGUUCGGACAAACUGUUGAAAAGCACAAGAGAAAGUUGGAAGCAGCUGGUGGCAGUGGUGGUGGUGGUGGUAAACGGUGGAAAAAGUGGUUUCAGAAAUAAUAAAGCUCUACUCUCAAUGU